This is a messenger RNA of Epinephelus lanceolatus (giant grouper), 2054 nucleotides long. RefSeq names its product epoxide hydrolase 2, cytoplasmic (gene ephx2). The record is from RefSeq and is a predicted model, not a curated record. Gene Ontology annotation, molecular function: catalytic activity. Lineage: Eukaryota; Metazoa; Chordata; Actinopteri; Perciformes; Serranidae.
AGUUUCCCUGUGUGCAUAGAGCAGGAGUGUCCUGCACCAGCAGCACAGAAAACUCUCCUGUUGGGACAGAGGCAAAGACAUUUAAGAUCCUGUCACUGGGGCUCAGACGAGAUGGCCGAGAGGAAAGCCGUCCUGUUCAACUUCUGGGGAGUUGCUGUCUCUUCCAGACUUCAUGCAGUUUUCCACAAGUUUGAGCAGUUGCACAACCUGCCGGGUGGUUUCCUGUCCAGUGUGGCGUCCCAGAAGGACAGCGCUAUGAGCCGGGCGGAGAGAGGCGAGAUCACGCUGUCUCAGAUGAUCCCGGCCUUUGAGGAGGAGUGUGUGACAAAACAGGUCAAGGGUUUGACUCUGCCGUCUGAUUGGUCCAUCAGCGGCCUGUUGGAGGAGCUCAGAGAGGCGAUGAUGGACGUCCAACCAGCUGUGUUGAAGACAGCUGCCAGUCUGCGUCACAGUGGGUUACUGACAGCCGUGCUGGCCAAUCACUGGGUAGAUGACAGUGCCGCUAGGGACAGUCAAGCCCGCCUUCUGUGUCAGCUGGGCGGCCACUUUGAUCUGGUCCACCAGUCCUGUCGCACGGGUCACAGGGUCCCCGAGCCCGCCAUGUUCAACUCCGCUCUGCAGCACCUGGGAGUGACAUCACAGCAGGCUGUGUGGCUGGAUGCAGAUGAGGAGGGUGUGAAGGCAGCCGAGGGAGUGGGGAUGAAGGCCAUCUUGGUGGAAAACCUGGACGACGCACUGAACAAACUGGCCAUCUUUACUGGAGUGCAGGCUAUUGGAGCAGAGAGUCCUCCACCGUCCUGCAGCCCUGAUGAAGUGUCUCAUGGAUACGUCACCAUUAAGCCUGGUGUGAGGACUCACUAUGUUGAAAUGGGAUCAGGUCCACCAGUCCUGCUGUGUCAUGGCUUCCCUGAGAGCUGGUAUUCAUGGAGGUUCCAGAUCCCAGCCUUGGCAGCAGCAGGGUUCAGGGUGCUGGCUCUGGACAUGAAGGGAUACGGAGAGUCCACAGCACCCCCAGACAUAGAGGAAUAUUCUCAGGAGCAGCUCUGCAAGGAUUUAAUCACGUUUUUGGACAAAAUGUUGAUACCACAGGUCACCCUGGUGGGUCAUGACUGGGGUGGUGCCCUGGUGUGGAACAUGGCUAUGUUUUACCCUGAGAGAAUCAGAGCGGUGGCGUCCCUGAACACUCCUUUGUUCCCUGUGGAUCCUUCUGAGAGUUUUUCAGAGAAAGCGAAGUCCAUUCCCAUAUUUGACUACCAGCUCUACUUCCAGAAAGUGGGUGUAGCAGAGGCAGAGCUGGAGAAAGACUUAGAGAGAACGUUCAAGAUUUUCUUCUUCCGCAGUGUUGAGGAGGCGCAGCGUCCUGCUCUCAGCACUGCAGGAGUCUGUGCUCGAGGUGGUCUGUUAGUGGGCCUGCCGGAGCAGAUCUCCCGCAGCUCCAUGCUGACGGAGGCCGACCUGCAGUUCUACGUCAGCCAGUACAAGGAGCGAGGCUUCAGGGGACCACUGAACUGGUAUCGAAACGGGGACGCAACCUGGAGGUGGAUGUGUUCUCGUCCCAAUAAAAAGGUGCUGACGCCCACCCUGAUGGUGACGGCAGGUAAAGACCCGGUGCUGCUGCCGGCCUUGUCCAAAGGGAUGGAGGACUUGAUCCCGAACCUGAGACGAGGACACAUAGAGGAGUGUGGACACUGGAUUCAGAUGGACAAGCCGGCGGAGACAAACAGCAUCUUGAUUUCAUGGCUGAAAGAAACACUGAAGGAGGCGGCAGGCGGCGGCGUGGGCUCCAAACUGUGACAGCGCCACAGCAAAGUUGAUCUCUGUCUGAACAUCGCUUUCCUCUUUUACUAUAUAAUAAUCCCAAAUGUAACAUUUUGUUGUUUCGGACUGAAAGACGUCACCUUUGGUUGGGUAAAGUUUGAUGGACAUUUUCUAACAUUUCUGUCGCAGUAAUCAAUAAUUAAUAAGUCAGAUCAAUAACAGCAGGGUAACUGAUGAUGAAAAAUGUUGUUCUGUUAAUGAACCUUGAAAACAUGUUAAAGUUCUACGUCACUAAA